Molecule: messenger RNA, 1015 nt
Organism: Aspergillus ibericus CBS 121593
Lineage: Eukaryota; Fungi; Ascomycota; Eurotiomycetes; Eurotiales; Aspergillaceae
Exons: 3
Coding region: 122-757 (211 amino acids)
Source: RefSeq, a predicted model, not a curated record
UUAUUCUCGACAGCUUCAGAUCUCGGUCUCCGCCAGCCAUGACACAGUAGCAAGCUGUUUCACCGGGAUACACUUCUAGCCUGUCACUCGUUACAGCUACCGAGAGAAUUCCUAAUCCACCAUGGCUCUCCUUUCGUCCAAGACCUUGAUUCAGGCUCAUGCCUUGUUUCUGUUUGUGCUGGCCGUGUACCUCACAAGGUCACCAGAGGUCGUUACCGAAUCCGAUGUCGUCUUUAUGCUGGGGGAGUUCUUGAAUCUGGAUGCGUCCCCAAGUCUUUCCCGUCCUCAGUCCCCUUUCGCCCUAUGCGGUGUCCUCCUCAUCGUCGAUGCCCUCGUCGACCUCAUUCUCGUGACCAAGGUCCCGCAAAUCAACGAAAUCAUCGCCAUGGCUCAGGCCGCCAGAAUACAGUCCCCUAUUCCCGUGGCAGGAGCCAUACGCACGAACCCUUUUAUGGCGCGCCUGUCCUCACUCUACUCGGAGAUCUGGACUCUACUAUCCGCCUCUCGCUUCUGUGUCUUCUUUGCCGUUUCCUUUUUCAUCUAUCAGAGUCAACCGGCGGCCUGGGGCAUGGAUGCUGCAAGCGUUAUGGGUAGCUAUGGGACUGCGGGCGGAGCUGCGUCGGGUCUGGAUCAGCUGAAAAACAGAGUGGUUUUUACGUACGGUUUCAUGGAGAUGAUGUUCUGGCUAUGGAUCUUUAUCACGCUCCGGGAAGAGCGACAGGAAGCGGCUUCCCGAUUUGUGGAACACGACCGGUAGACAGCACUGUACCUUUGCAGCCAUGUGUGCAAGGUAGCGCACAUAUACUUGGAAACAAUACAAUAAGAGACAACAAGAGAUACUCCAUAUCUUUUUGGCGCGAGUAUCAUACAAUCAAACAUCUUACUAUUGGCUGCAAGGUUCCACGCGAUUCGGACAGCACUCAUGGAGAGAAAUUAUUCGUAAGAUGCUGAAACUUUUUUGCAGUCCAGAAUAUAGGAGGGAACCGAGAUCCAUUCCCACAGCCUACAAGCAUAA